AAUUCCAUUUCCACGUGCAGAAAACACAAAACAAGAAAAGCAUAUACCUAACCCCACCGCGUUAAUUGGCGGUGUCAUUUCUUUCUCACCCAAGAAUUCUUCCCAGUCCAUUUUCAGCUUUUAUCCACCGCCUCCACCCACCCUUCUCACCCUUCUCCACGGCCGCAACCGAUUAACACCACCGGAAAUUGUAAAAAUUCAAUCCCAGCAAAACCCGUAGCUCUUUUGGUCAUUUUUUUUAAUCCAAGAAAAGCAUAAUUACUUCAAAACUGCUGUGAAACUGAAAACAAUCACCAAAAUUGUAAAAAUCACAGGAAAAUUCUUGAUUCUUUUGGUCAUUUCGACUGAUAUCAAUGAUGAAUUGUGAGAGUAACGAAGUGGAAUCGGAAUACUCGAUGAAGAUGCCGGAAAAUAACAAGAAUUCUUCGAUCACCAAAAAAAGCUCGAGCGAAACCACCGAAAAACCGCUCCACCGCCUCUACAGCUCAAAGGUCUUCCAGCGCCAAGAUUCCAUCAAGAAUCUGUACAGUUCAUCCUUCAAAUCCAUGGUUUCCGUCGGAAUUUCGUUCAAGAGCAGAGUCAGAAAAGUCUGCUCCAUUUUUGAAUCCACAAAACACCCACCAAAUACACAAUCCCUUACAAAAUCCCCCAAAUUAUUAUUACCUGCAGAUUCCAAUUUUAUCCCUUACCCGAUUUCGGAUUCUCCUUUCCGUCUCCCGGGCACCGAGGACAGAGUCGUCGUUUAUUUCACCAGCCUUCGUGGGAUUCGAAGAACGUUCCAAGACUGCCAUGAUAUUCGAAUGAUUUUUAAAGGCUUUCGCGUCCGCCUGGACGAAAGGGACAUUUCAAUGGAUGCAACGUACAGGAGGGAAUUACAGAAAGUAUUGGGAGAAAGCAAUGUGAGUUUGCCACAAAUUUUUAUAAAGGGAAAGUACAUUGGAGGAGGUGACGUUGUAAAACAGCUGCUGGAAGGAGGUGAGCUCGUGAUAAUGAUCAAAGGACUCCCUUUAAUGGCGCCAAAGCCUUGUGAGGCGUGCGAUGAUGUACGGUUUGUUCUGUGCACAAACUGCAAUGGCAGUCAGAAGUUUUUUGAUGAGGAGAUGAAGAGGUGUCCGGAGUGCAACGAGAACGGGCUCGUGCGUUGUCCACUUUGCUGCGAAUGAGUGUUGAAAUGAAUCAACAAAAACCCAUUUUGGUAAAACUGUGUGAUUGUUUUAUGCGGGAAUUGCUUGUGUAUAUACUAUACAAUGCUUGAGCAUUAUAAAUUUUCGAAUUAUUUGGUUGUCUUUCACUUCGAUGCUAAACAUUGAUGUACAUUUUUAAGUGUCCAACUUUUUAUUUGGAGAAAGAAACGAGGAAAUAGAGAUUGCAGUCAAAUUCUUGUGUAAUUGGGAUUUGGCUUUGCAACGA
This is a messenger RNA of Olea europaea var. sylvestris, 1410 nucleotides long. RefSeq lists its product as uncharacterized. The record is from RefSeq and is a predicted model, not a curated record. Bases 354 to 1163 code for a protein of 269 amino acids. The transcript has a single exon. Lineage: Eukaryota; Viridiplantae; Streptophyta; Magnoliopsida; Lamiales; Oleaceae.